UACUUUGUUAACAACAAGACAUCGAUUCCAACGAAGAAUCUUAUUCGAAAACCAAGCGUCCUCUUCAAAUGCAAAACUUCUACAUUUUUCGUGGGACUGAUUUACACUGGUUAAUGGAAGUCGGCUGGCUAUUGAUUUAACAGUAAACGGUCUGGCGAACUCGUUCACAUUACAUCCCAGGCAGUCGAGCAAGAAAAAUCCUGCGAGCAAUAAUGAAUCACAGAACUCAAUAUACACCCGUGUAAGAGUAAUUAGAUCACUUUUCCGAUUUUUCAGGCGAUGGUUGAAUAUUAUGACCUCUCUCCAGUUGCAAUAACAGCGAGGAUUAGGACGCAUCCACUUUGAUCCGCGCGUCUUUGAACAAGUUGAUUCUACGUUUAUUCGCCGCAAAUGUAGAAAGACAGCUAAUGGCAUGAAAGGAAAAUUACUACUGGGUGAAGCUCAAGACGACAACAUGGACAAAAGAAUAAGGACAGAACAAUGAGCUGCACGGAUACAUUCAGUCAAAAUGGUCGUUCAAGAUCCAAGCACUCGCAUCAAGAGCAUCAUGGAGACGCCUCAAACAUCUCAGCAAGGAGAGAUGGGCCACACACUGAUGGUUCAUCAUCCAGCCAGCUUUCUACAUCCCACAAACCAGUUUUAAAACCUCAAGGAAGAGAUGGCGCGAAAUGUCAGAGCAGAGACGUUCUUUUGAAUCUCCUCCAACCACCUGGAUUAAAAGUGACGCAUGUCCAACAGGUUAAUUGUACUUUACCACAUCAGGAUAGCGACAAGAUAUUAUAUAAACCCGAUCUAUAUGGCUCUUACUGUAUGCGAUGCACAAACUUUCAUCAGGCUGCACGCAGCCCUAUUGACAGACGUAGAAAGAUGAUUCGAGAAUGGAAUCAGGGAGCUUGGUACAACGCUUCCACGAGCUUGGACACCAAAACUCAUGAGCAGAACCUAUCUAUCAACAGGGAAACGAGAAGAGGCCAUUUUGACGAUCAUGAAAUGACUACCAGUUUUCCAUGUCCUGGAGAACAUCUUCUACGAACGAACACAACCAAGACAAACUCUCUUUCCGCUACGGUUAAUUGCCAAGAACACGAGAAAAGGAGACGACCUCAUUAUCAAGACGAAUUACCGUUGCACAAAGAUCUCUGCCAAAAUGUUGCAAGCUAUCAUCAAAAACGUGCCAGACAGGAUUGCUUCAAGAACGACACUUAUACCAACGAUCCAAAAGUUCCUUUACACGAAGGUGGAAAAAUUGACGAUAAAAUCAUGAUCGGAGUCAACACAAACUCAAACAACGAUGGUCCAAAGUAUAUUCAAGGAUCCAACUGGCACCUUGAAAGUCGACAUUCUUUGAAGAGUAAACAUCCGAUUUCUGAGAAGAAAUUAGCACAUGAUCAACCAGAGAAGGGAGUCACAAGUUCUAGCAAUUGUACCGUUGUUGCUCAAGUUUCAACUGAAAAUGGAAAUGAUGCGUUUAAUGAAGUUUACGAGAGAACUCACCCGCGUCCACCCUCGACCUCUCAAGGUGACAGAUUGAACCAUAAUAUGUCCCCAACAAACAGCUACCGUCAUGAAAAGUUUCGUACCCCAAGCAAAUUGGAAUCAUCACCCGUAAAAUCGCCUAAUGGACCGGAACAUCACCACGAGGAAAAGGGAUUCGAGAAACCCUCAGAAAGUGACAAUCAAGCUCUUCACCAUUCUUCACUUGAAAAUUCUCAAGAGAGUGGAAGCCAAAGCGACGAAUGUACUCCAGUAAUUGUUCAGUGUUACAGUCUCUCUGUAUUACCUCCAGCCUUGCAAUCUACAACGAUGAAAGGUUCCCAAUUCUUGGAAGAGAAAAAUGCUGACCCAAGUGUUAAUAUCGGAAAUGAUUUUGUAAGGGAUCUUCCAAGUCCUCUUCGUUGUUCAUACCACCGAGGUUCUCCCGAGAGACGCGAAACCAUUUGCUGUGGUUUGGAGAGUCACAACGAUAAUCCAUAUUGUCCACCGGUCAACUGUCCGAGAAGCAGUGUAGAAGCACGUAAUGAUCGUCAAGAUUUUAUAGUAAAGCCAAAGCGUCCCGCGGACCAAUUGCCGACCUCGAAAGCCAAUGGCCUUGACGGGCAGAAUUUGCCUAGCAGAGAAAUCUCAUCCACACAUCCUCAUACAAGAUGCACUUGGCAUCAUAACCACCAAACAUUCAAAAGUGGGCGUGGGAGACGACAAGACCAUGGACCUUGGAUAAAGCCACAGGUUAAAACCUCACCCAGUUUUUCCGAUCAAGAGACGUCACGUUUUCAAGUGAAUCGAUCCUCCAUGUACGAUGAUCAAGAGUCCAAAGAGACGUCUCCUAUCUGGUAUACCAAGUACCUACAACAUAGGGACAGUCGUGCUCUUGAAAUUCACGAUUAUUACGAAGAGAGACGGAUUCUUGUCGAGAAAGUUUGCCAACAUACACGUGGAUCAGAAGAAGAUAUCAAAUGUAACCAGAACUUGACGAGCACGUACGAAUGUACAAGACAGUUUGGCCAGACUGACCACAACCAGGCAAGUACUUCAGAGGGUGAGGUACACCAAACACCAGUGUGCGAUGAGAGUGCCUUUCAAGUUUGUUCCCAUCAACGGGAAAAUGCGGUUGGAAGUAGGAAAAGGAAAAGCCGACCACCACGUCCUCAGAGAUUAAGAGCCCAUGAUCUACAUCUAGCAAAGGAAACCCAUCAGCACGAAGAUUCACAGCUGGAGGUUCGUCACAAGGACUUUUCCUGCAGUGAAUACGUUCAUCAGGAAAGUUUCCCAUGCCAGCUCGAGGGCGAUACAUCAGUGUCUAAAGAAAGAUGUGAAAAAAGAAGAGGAAUUGUCAGGGUGUAUGGUAAUGGUAGAAAGAUUUACUCCCAAGAAGACACUGAUCUUAGUCAACAGCACUCUCCAAGAAGACACGAUUAUGUGUUUCAAAGAAACUCACCGACACAAGCAGUAUGCAGCAACGAUUUCCCUGUGAGAAAGUAUCCAUCAAGACGUCCCUCUUUUCCUGAUAGACGGAACACCGACCCCUCCAGCGAAAAUUACGCGCAGUUCGUUGAGUUUACACGCAAUCCACGUGUCGUUUCACCUCGUGAAUUAGAAGCUGCACUCAAACAGGCCGAGUUCACUCCGUAUCAAACAAAGUCACCGAACAAGCACUUACCAAAUUUGAACGCCACAAGAAGUUCCUUUGACAACGGCUGUAAUGGCGUUACACCACAACACAGGCACGGCCCCAUAUGGAUAAUUGGUCCAGAAGGUCACCGUGAACAUUUGGAGAAAAUUUGUUCUGGUUAUGACAGAUUGUCUGUAGGCCAGUGUGAUCUAGCCUGCAAUGCACAUGGUGAGCGCCACGGUUACCAUCUUGAUCAUCCCGCAGUUUCAGCAAAGGGUAAAGCACCGAAUAAACCUUCAGAAACACAACCAUCAUCCCCUGGAGACAAGGGAUGCGAUUCCAGUAACCGCGUAGAAGAUACAUUUGUACCGGCCUAUAACAAAUCAUUCACAUCUGUUGAAACAUCCGUCACUACAGACGCUGAAAACGAAAAGACACAAAAGCGUAAUGAGUCUUUUUCGGAGGACCACACUUUCUUCAUUCACACACGAGAAGUUCUGACUGAUUCCACUGCACCUACCACGAAAGAGAAAAGGUUUGUUUGCCGAUACUGCAGCAAGAAAUUUGCGCACUUUUCCACUCUCCAGAAUCACCUCCGGACUCACACAGGUGAUAAACCUUUCCAGUGCAGCUUUUGUGGUCGUAGAUUUGCCCAAUCGGGAGUCUUAAAGGCGCACCUACGGACACAUACUGGCGAUAAACCGUUCGCCUGCAUGUACUGUGGAAAAGUGUUCGCGCAAAGCACGACCCUAACAAACCACCUGAGAACACAUACAGGCCACAAGCCCUACAUUUGUAACUAUUGCGGCAAAUCAUUCUCCCAGCCCUCCACGCUCAGAAAGCAUGAACUUUCUCACACAAAAGAACGGCCAUAUCCGUGUAAAUUCUGUGGAAAGGCUUUUGCUCAGCAAUCAACGCUGACCAACCACAUGCGUUCUCACACUGGACAGCGGCCGUACAAGUGCCGCUUUUGCGAGAAGAGCUUCGCACAACUGAGUACCCUGGAUCGUCACCUACGUCUCCACUCAAGUGUUAGCCUCAAGCCACAUCAAUGUCAAUACUGCAAUAAGAGUUUUAGCUACAUUUCCAAUCUGGCCUCUCAUAUGCGAAAUCACGAACGGGAGAUGGAGUCUUGUCAGUAAAAGGGAUCGCAGUUCAUCCCUGGAUGGACUUCCUUCCAGCAGCGGUUUUCCAUCGUAGUCUCCUAGUACACAUACCUAAAACCACUGUGGUGAGCCAGAUAAGCUAUUUUUAAAGUUGAUCAAACUCCUAAAAAAUUUCGAGUUUUUUCUUAUUUAGACACCUUUGUUCUAUACAGCCUCAUUUUUGUAUGAUAAUAUGAUACACGCGUUGUCUUAGCUCCAGGUACUUUAUCUAAGCCUCUUCCAAUGUUGAAACUAGAAACUUAAGGCCCAAUAGGACAUUAUUAUUGCCACUUUAUUGUCAUAGUUUUAAAUGGCUCAGAAAAGUUACAAAUUAGUCGUCAAAGUCUGUCUCUAUUACCAAUCGUGCCGAUUAACUCAAUCUUACUUCCACUGGCUCUCUAAGGAUAAUGAUUGAUAGCUCUCGUGUCCACUUUGGAUCCUCCUUCUUAGGCCUUUUUCAUAAAAAAAAAAAGCAUCGUUGCCCGGAAAAAAAAUUAUACUUCACCGAAAAUGUCUUUCUUAUAAGAUCAACGCUAAGACUUUCUCCGUUGACGUGUUUGCCACGUGAAAAUUUAAAAUUAUCGGACGAUAAAAGGCAUAAAAAAUCAAAGAGAUACUUCAAAAAACCAGACAAAGUUGAGGUGCUUUUCUAAUGAAAAUAAUACGUAUUAAGCUUUUUAUUUGCAAAGGAGCAAAAAUAACGAGUUUUUAAGCUAGAUUGACGCAGCUAUUGACACGGACCUGGUUACUCCGUUUUAAUCUUUGUCACAUUUUUUGCAUUCAAGCGAAGAACUUGUUUACAUAGUACUGCAAAUCUGUUUUCAGGAUCACGAGCAGUGGUCAUCAAUUGAAAAAUUUACAUCACAUUGUCAAAAACAUUUCGAAACCUAUUUAACUUGCUACCUUCAAUUUUGCUGGUACUCUGAAAAAAUAUUGAGUUCUGAUUAAGUUAUUUCAAAGUUCAAGUCCUAAUUUGUAGGCAAGAGAAUCUGUAAAACGACAUAUCCUCCAUCAUCUACCAGUUUAUUGGAGAAAAUUUUUUUUUUCAGUGUUCAUAAACUAAUGAAAGCGAACAACACUUCAGAUAUUUAAUAUAAGUAGGCAACAAAGCUUAAGAAAUUCAUUUUCUACGCAACAGGGUAGUUUCAAAAAAUCGUACAGUUUUUGUCUUGUUGACAUUACAUUUCUGCAGUGGUUACAACUUUAACUUAAUAGCGAUAAUAUCCGAUAAGUGUUUGAAGUUUCUUGUACUAACUAAAAAUAGGGCGAACAUUGAAGAAUAUUUGUUUGUAAAGUCGUGCUAAUGAUGCAAAGCUUACCGCAGAUUUUUCAUUCUUUUAUAAGAAAAAUGGCGGUAUUUAGUUCACUGACUUUGUACAACCAUGGUCGCGAUCUUAAAGGUUAACUUAGCCUGAUUGCCAAAGAUUUUUUUGAAAGGAUUUGAAUCACGUCGGGAUCAAGAUAUACUAUGCUUACGGGAUUAACACAAUUUAUGAGGUUUACUCUCUAAAACUAGGUGUCCUCUAUAAAAUAACUACACUGAAAAUCCCUUAUUAUGCAAUAUAUAUAGUAAGCGAAAAAACCAAUCGAAUAUGAUUUAACUGGUAAAGAACUCCUGAGAUUUGCGGAAUUCAAUCCUGAGGAAAAUGGAAGAGGAUAUAAAUGUUGAUAAUCAAGUGUAACGAGUCAAACUUGUUACACUUUUAAACAAAUGUAUUUAAAAUAAGCAGUCGUCAUUUGGACUUUAACUAAAUUUGCUAACAGAUGUUUAGAAUAACGAAGACUUAGAAGAUCUUUUAUUUUAGAUAUUAAGAAUAGUAUUUUAGAGACGAAUUUUUCUUUCAUAUUUUCGUUUAAAAAGUAUGUAUAGCUGGUGGCUUUUUAUCUCUUAAAAUGAACAAUGAAGGUAUUUAAUAGUAAGCUUGGGCCCAUAUGGCUUUAUUUCCCUUUUGUUUACCAACAUGAUCGUGUUGUUUUGCAACAGGCGAAGGCGAAAUAAAAAUUAACUGCAUGGCCGA
Molecule: messenger RNA, 6272 nt
Organism: Stylophora pistillata
Lineage: Eukaryota; Metazoa; Cnidaria; Anthozoa; Scleractinia; Pocilloporidae
Biological process (GO): regulation of gene expression
Cellular component (GO): nucleus
Source: RefSeq, a predicted model, not a curated record